AUGCCGCACGUCCCGUCUCCGAAUCCUACUUCUCCGCUCUCGGACCUGCUCAAGCGACUGGACCGCGCUCGCUCCGCACACUCCACCCCACUAACGAGCUCGACUCCUCCUUCACCACCCAGCGGCGCACGCGCGCAGCUUCUGUACAAGCUCGAGAGCCUCUUCCAGUACAUCGUCGCGCCCAAUGCCCGCCUCCCGUCGAACUUCGCGUCGAUCAUCGAUGCACUCGAUGUGCUCACCGAUCGCCGCGCAAACGAAGAGCAGGUGCACAGGGCGAUGAACGUGCUCGACUCCGCGCUGUCGGAGGUCGCGCUCGCUAGUGCGCCUGCGCCGCCGACGGGAUCCGUCCCGGUGAUGGAGCAAUCUUCGUCGUCCAAAUCUUCGAAAUCUUCCCGAUCGACGACCUCCUCUUCCGCCGUAUCUUCGCAUUCAUCCUCCUCCUCCUCCUCCCGCCGCCCCAAGAGGGAGAGCAUGCCCGCCCCCGCGCGUCCCGCUGCGGCGCCCGUGCCCUUCCCUGCUACCCACGCCCCGCGCCAGUCGGUCUCGGCGCCGCAUGUGCCGCAGAUCAAGACGACGACUGCUCGCCCUCGGCGUCCGCGUGCGUCGUCGAUGAUGUACACGAGCUCGAGUGCAUCUGCUUCCCCCGUGUCUGGACGCCCGAGGCGUCGUGCAUCGGUCACGGCCGUCGACAAGCGGGUGCACUGGGCGGACGCGCAGGCGCCGUACACCCUCGAGUCGCCUCCGACUCCGUCGGGCGCGAACUCGAAGCUCGUGCUGAAAAGUCCUCCGCCGCGGCACCAGGACGACGACUGGUGGGUGCUCGUGCCCUCGCCCGGUGAACAGCUGCCUUCGUCCUCGCAUCACGCUGAGAACCGCUCUUCGCGGCACGGCUCUCGUCACGGCUCGGAGCAUCGCGAGCGCCGCCGGAGUUCGUCGCGCUCGCGGCCGCUUCAGGACGUGCGCAACCAUGAUCAUCACAAGAGCUCGCACCGGGAGCACUCGCAGUCGCCCGAGAAGCGUACUUCAAGCUCAGAGAAGCGCCGCAGGGAGUUCUCGCCAGACAAGAAGGCCAGCAAGCGCAAGCAGGAUGUUCGCGUUGUGCCUGUCGUUGUUGCCCAGCCUGGGACUCCGCCUGAGGCGUUCCAUCCCGCGCGGGCGAUGGUGUGGCCUUCGCGCCCCGAUUACUCCAGCCUGCCCAGCUUUGGGCGCUUCUACGCAGCGUUCCCGGUUACCCCGCCGACUACGGGAAUCUGA
This is a messenger RNA of Peniophora sp. CBMAI 1063, 1254 nucleotides long. Lineage: Eukaryota; Fungi; Basidiomycota; Agaricomycetes; Russulales; Peniophoraceae. The record is from the annotation of a GenBank genome assembly.